Molecule: messenger RNA, 738 nt
Organism: Vollenhovia emeryi
Lineage: Eukaryota; Metazoa; Arthropoda; Insecta; Hymenoptera; Formicidae
Exons: 1
Coding region: 1-738 (245 amino acids)
Source: RefSeq, a predicted model, not a curated record
AUGUCAGAGGUCGAUGCGCGCGUAGAAUCGUACCGGGUGCCGAAGAUUCCGCCCUUCUGGCGACAGGCCCCGGAGGAUUGGUUUUUGCGGGUUGAAGCGACGUUCCGAAACGCGAACAUAACCGUUGACAGUACGAAAGUCGAUUAUCUUAUCGCUAGCCUCGAUCCUGAGGUUAUUUCACAUGUUCGAGAUUUGAUUACGGCGGAUCCACCGCCCGAUAACCUGUACAAAGUGCUCAGAGAUCGGAUUCUCGCGACAUUCGCGGUCUCACUUGAGGCCCGCUUACGGCAAUUAUUAAAAGGUCAGGUUCUGGGGGACCGGAGGCCCUCGCAUUUGUUAAGUCAAAUGAAUCGGCUCAACGGCGGGCAAUGCAGCUCUGCCGUAUUAAGAUCUCUCUUUAUUGAGCUGUUGCCAGACACGCAUAAAGCCAUUUUGGUUGCGACUAAUGAACCUGAUCUGCAGAAAUUAGCAGAAAUCGCGGAUAAACUUGCGGACAUUAACGGUCCCAGUUCCGCAGUCGCCGUUGUUGCGCCGACCAAAGAAUCCAAAGGCGCUCGUCCUAAAGCUCCUCUGAGCACUGACGAGCGGAUCGAUAAGCUUACCAAGCAGAUCCAGUCUCUGAGCACCUCGGUCGCAAAAUUGCGCCGAGACAGAUCUACCUCCCGCAAGCGUAGUAAUAAGCGUGGUGAUGAAGCAGCUAAGUCUGAUGACAAGACAGGCUACUGUUUCAUUCAUUAA